UAGUGACAAGCGUAAAACGAAUCUCACGGAUGGCGCCUUGGUUUGAUCAGUAUAAAUUGUUGCUAUUAUUGUGUAAUAGCCUGCAUUCCCUGCAAGCGAACGGUAAACGUAAUACUUCUAAAUCCCGAGGCGUUUAAAAGGAACCGAAGACGACUGUAGGAGAAGUUUAAAAGCGAGCGUAUGGGACUGUUACCGCGACUGACCAACGCCUAACAACUUUGUGUGGAGCUCACUUUUUAUUACGUUGAACCCUGACCACGCCCACCUGAGGACCAUCACACGUGAACAAUGCAAAUUCCUUCCCAAACUCCUUUGUCAUUCUAAUUUGCAUUCCAAAAGCUCCAGCAGCUGAUUGGUUAGGCUUGAAUCCAAGAAGCUGAUGGAUCAGACAGAGGAUGCACUAUAUUAACACCACAUAGGGGAGACUGAACUCACCAUUGGAAGGUAGACACUGGGAUGCUCUGGAUGGAUACUGAACACACCUUCGUAAGGAAUGUUAGACUGGAUUUCCUUUGCAAAACAGAACUGAACUCACUGCCACUGGGAUUCUCUGAAGGAUUAUGUUAGUCAUUCUUUGGAAGCAUACUAUAGAAGUAAUUGAAGUCUGAAAUGUCAGGAUCUACUGAAAUACCACAACUGCUCAUGUCAGUGAAGGAGGAGUUCAAAGAAGAAGAAUUUGAUGAUUUCCUGCAAGAGUAUCUGUCUGCAAUUCCGAAAGUGGAAGAAAAGCCUGGACUGGAACUUGACUGUAAGACUGAAAUAUACACAUCACCAAGCUUGACCCACAAAGAAGAAGAUUAUUCACCAGUGGAAAUUAAACAGGAGGAAACAUUCUCUGAUUUGAGAGAAUAUGGUCACGAUGACUCUACUCCUACAGGACACCUUCAAAGGAUCCAUUCAGGCAAAAGGACUACAGGGGAAAGAAGAAAGAAAGUCAUCAGACAUCAGCAAUCGAAAACAAGGAAGAAACAACAUGAAUGCUCCCAGUGUUUCAAAACCUUUGCUGCACCUUCCACUCUUGCAAUUCAUCAACGAACACACACAGGAGAAAAGCCAUAUCAAUGUUCUCAGUGUGGAAAGUCUUUUAGUCAAAUGUCUUCUCUCCAGACACACCAAAGGGUCCAUACCCAGGGAAAACCAUAUCAGUGUACUCAGUGUGGAAGGACUUAUAGUCAAAUGUCUUCUCUCCAGAGACACCAUUCCGGGGAGAAGCCAUCUCAAUGUACUACACAUACUGGAGAAAAGCCACAUCAGUGUUCUCAGUGUGGAAAGACUUUUAUGCGAAUAUGUAAUCUCGAAGUACACCAGAGGAUCCACACCGGUGAAAAGCCUUAUCAUUGUUCUCAGUGUGGAAAGACCUUUAGUCAAACGGGUACUCUCAAGAUGCACCUGAUGAUCCACACUGGGGAAAAGCCCUAUCAGUGUUCUACAUGUGGGAAGGGUUUCAAAAGGAGAAAUGAAUUUAUAAUCCACCAGCAGACACACACUGGGGAAAAGCCCCAUCAGUGUUCUCAGUGUGGAAAGACUUUUAUUCGUAUUAGUCAUCUCAAGAAACACCAGAAGAUACACCUGAGGAUACAUACUGGGGAGAAGCCAUAUCAGUGUUCUCAGUGUGAAAAAGCUUUUACUGAAAUAGGUCAUCUCAAUAGACACCAGAGUAUCCAUACUGGGGAAAAGCCAUAUCAUUGUUCUCAGUGUGAAAAAUCUUUUACUGAAAUGGGUAGUCUCAUUAGACACCAGAGGAUCCAUACUGGGGAAAAGCCAUAUCAGUGUUCUCAGUGUGAAAAAUCUUUUACUGAAAUGGGUAUUCUCAUUAGACACCAGAGGAUCCAUACUGGGGAAAAGCCAUAUCAGUGUUCUCAGUGUGGAAAGACCUUUAAUAAUAUGGGUUAUCUCAAGAAACACCAGAAGAUCCAUACUGGAGAAAAGCCAUAUCAUUGUUCUCAGUGUGAAAAAGCUUUUACUGAAAUGGGUAGUCUCAUUAGACACCAGAGAAUUCACACUGGGGAAAAGCCAUAUCAGUGUACUACAUGUGGGAAGGGUUUCAGGAGUAGCAGAGAACUUACCAUCCACCAGAUGACACAUACUGGAGAAAAGCCAUAUCAGUGUACUACAUGUGGGAAGGGUUUCAGGAGUAGCAGAGAACUUACCAUCCACCAGAUGACACAUACUGGAGAAAAGCCCCAUCUAUGCUCUCAGUGUGGAAAGACCUUUAGUCGAACAGGUGAUCUCAAGAAACACCAGAGAAUCCAUACAGGUGAAAAGCCAUAUCAGUGUACUACAUGUGGGAAGGGUUUAAGGAGUAGCAAAGGACUUACCAUCCACCAGAUGACACAUACUGGAGAAAAGCCCCAUCAAUGCUCUCAGUGUGGAAAUACUUUUAGUCAAAUGGGUCAUCUCAAGAUGCACCAGAUGAUCCAUACGGGAGAAAAACCAUAUCAUUGUCCUCAGUGUGAGAAAGCCUUUAGUAAUAAGUCUCAUCUCAAGAAACACCAGAGGAUCCAUACUGGGGAAAAGCCAUAUCAGUGUUCUCAGUGUGGGAAGACCUUUAAUGAUAUGGGUUAUCUCAAGAAACACCAGAGGAUCCAUACUGGGGAAAAGCCAUAUCAGUGUUCUCAGUGUGGGAAGACCUUUAAUGAUAUGGGUAAUCUCAUUAGACACCAGAGGAUCCAUACUGGAGAAAAGCCACACCAGUGUUCACAGUGUGGGAAGUGCUUUAAUGCCAAACGCAAUCUCAAGACACAUCAGAAAAUACAUACUAGAGGAGCUCACAUCUAACAACCCAUCAGCUCAUGCAUACAGGGGAAAAGCCUUAUCAGUGUCUUCAGUGUGGAAAGGCCUUUAAUUGACUUUUAGUCAAAUGGGUCAUCUCAAGAUACAUCAGAAGAUCCAUAAUGGGGAAAAGCCACAUCAGUGUUCUCAGUGUGGAAAGACUUUUAGCCAAAUGUGUAAUCUGAAGACACACCAGAGGAUCCACACUGGAGAAAUGCUUUAAUACCAAAAACCAUCUCAAGACACAUCAGAAAAGACAUACUAGAGUUGCUCACAUCUAACCACCCAUCAGAUCACGCAUACAGGGGAAAAGCCCAACAAGUGCAAUGUUCAUCAGAGGACACACAGGAGAACAGACUUAUCGGACAAGAACUCACCAAAAGACUUAGAUAUAUACAAAGACUGAAAUAAAAACCAACAAAUAUCACCAA
Clupea harengus (Atlantic herring) is the source of this 3203-nucleotide messenger RNA. RefSeq lists its product as uncharacterized. Gene Ontology annotation, biological process: regulation of transcription by RNA polymerase II. Gene Ontology annotation, cellular component: nucleus. The record is from RefSeq and is a predicted model, not a curated record. Gene Ontology annotation, molecular function: RNA polymerase II cis-regulatory region sequence-specific DNA binding; DNA-binding transcription activator activity, RNA polymerase II-specific. Lineage: Eukaryota; Metazoa; Chordata; Actinopteri; Clupeiformes; Clupeidae.